Molecule: messenger RNA, 771 nt
Organism: Macadamia integrifolia
Lineage: Eukaryota; Viridiplantae; Streptophyta; Magnoliopsida; Proteales; Proteaceae
Product: coumarin 8-geranyltransferase 1b, chloroplastic-like
Exons: 6
Coding region: 159-509 (116 amino acids)
Cellular component (GO): membrane
Molecular function (GO): transferase activity, transferring alkyl or aryl (other than methyl) groups
Source: RefSeq, a predicted model, not a curated record
CCUUCCUUAGGUGGAAAAGAGAUCCUAUACUCGCUGCAGCAAUCAUUGGGUUCUGGAAGGGUAUUGGUAGCAUUAUUCCCUACUUUAUACAUGCUCAGAAUUAUAUACUGGGGAGGCCAAUAAUUAUUACCAAGUCAUUGAUAUUUGCUUCAGUUGUAAUGUCUCUACAUGGUAUUGCCAUCGCAACAUUCAAGGACAUACCAGAUGUCGAUGGAGAUAAAGAAAGUGGCAUUGUCACCUCUAGCACCAAACUUGGCAAAGAAAGAGCAUUCUCCCUUGGUGUUAACAUCCUUCUGAUUGCUUAUGGUCUUGGAAUGAUAAUGGGGGUUUCGUCUUCAUCUUUACUGUUCAAACUUAUCACAAUACUGGGUCAUUCUACCAUCGCUGCUGUUCUUUUGCUUCAUUCUAGGACUGUUGAUCUUACAAAUAAAUUAUCUGCACAAUCAUUUUACAUGUUCAUAUGGAAGUUAGUUUAUGCUGAGUACCUCCUCCUUCCAUUUGUACGGUGAGAAGAAUAUCUAGUGAUGGCACAAGAUAAAGGGGUUGGAUGUGUAUGUCCUAAAGUCCUUAUAUUACUCCUUAUGUCAUUUGUAUGCUGAGAAGAAUAACUAAUAAGACUUUUAAUUGCUAAUGUAUGCUGGAGUUUAUUAUAAAUCCAUGCAUACUAGCAUAUGUAUAACAUUUACUUAAGCAUUUGUGCAUCUAAAGGUUUUUUAUAUCUUCUUUUUAGGUAAGAAGUCCCCUCCAUCAAAUGCAAGAACCUUUACAAAA